UGAGGGACUUUGCAGGGAAUCUGCCAGCCUACAAGGAGAUUUCCAGGCACUUAAGAAUAGAGUGGAGUAGAGCUGUAACUCUGCAUGUGAAGACAGCUGCUCCCAUGGACACAAAAAAUACAUGACAGCCAGCUGUGAUUCCAUUCUUAUUCACCCAUGGUAAGCUGAGAUCACAAAACAGAGCUGUUCAGCCUGGCACUGAAAUACCUUUGUAAAAGCUAACUUUGACUUGCAGCUCCUGCCCUCCCUGCCCUCUGUUAUUCCAGUCUUAACCAUGCACACAAUUGGCAACAGUUUCCCACAGAGUUAGAUGGAUUUCACAGAGUGAGGUGCUUUGUUAGAAUGUCCCAUUGCUGUGAGCUUGCUUUGUAUGGUGGCCUCUGGGUGCCAGUCCCAUAUGUAAUUGCCAGUUUCUCUCCCAGCAGUGUUCUUUAGGUGUAAAGUUCCUCACUAGAAAUGACUUCUGAUUGCAAACUUCCCUGUAAAAAGGACCCUGUCUCUGCAAGCACCUCUGAAAAUGAUGUCCUGUGCCUUGAAUUGUUCCUCACUGGUGGGUGGGUAAGCACCUCCUUCCAAAUAAUGGCAUGUUGCCACAAUUGUCCCAUGGCUUCAGGCUCCCUGCCUGGCAUACUCUAGAUCUGCGUGAACUUUUACUUUGUGGUUUGAUAAAGUAACUUUAAAGAAAACUUACUGAGACAAUGUAGUCGUUUUAGAGCUAUUUGAAAAUCAGGAAAUUCUAAGCAUAAAGCUCAUGUCCAAAAGUACAAGAAUAUUGGACAUAGGACUUUGUCCUUUUUUACCUGUAAUUCCUGAAAAGAUUUGCAUUUUAAAUGUUUUCUGUUCCCGGUUUCUUUUCACAUAACUUCAUAACUUCGGCCUUGUCUAUCCUGUUUCUCAAGGAAGAUGCUAUGGACAACUUCAGAACAAAGAGCAAGGCCUAAUCAACUAAGGAAGGGAAAGGGGAUAUUUGCAGGUUUUAAACAUUUUUCUUUGGCUUGGUUAAAAUCUAUUUAACUCAAAUACAAUGGUAAAAAAGAUCACUGUUUUAAAGUUUUCAAAUCCUGGCUCUUCAUUGAAGAACCUGCUGAUUCACAACUCGGAGGCUUCUGAUGAGUCUUUCAGCAAAGCAUAGAGGAGAAAACCUGACAUUUUUAAUAGUUUGAUAUUUUUAAAGUAAGAAGAGACAGUUUUUAAGACUACAAUUUCUGGCCUUCUUCCCAUACCUGGAUAAAAUGCCAAAAAAAGAAGCAAGGAGGGAAGCAAUGGUCCUAUAUCUGUUACCCUUGUAGGAGUUCUUAAAAGCAACCCUCCAAUUGUGUUUGGAUGUAGGAAAAUUCAGUUAAGUGUCUUUUUAACAGCUAAUGAUGUUACUCAUUUGCUGCAAAGAGGGUUCUGUUACCACAGUUGUUCUGUUCACAUGUAGACACUGCACAACCCGUACCAAAACUCUUAGUUUUUGAUCUGACAGUCAGUACCACAGUUCUAGCAAAGGAACAGCAGAGGGCAGCAGAAACUGUGUUAACAAAACCCAUUGGCCCUGCCAGUCUCUUUUUAGUUUAACUGUCUCUUCCCUCCCUCUCCUCUGGGUCUCCCCCCACCUUGCUAUCUGAGUUAAGAGUUUCGAUUUGGUUACAGCUCUCAAGGUCUGGCUAGAACAUUUGGAGGGGAGAGAGGGAGAGACAUACACACAUCAGACAAGCCCAGGACCAUGCUUUUCCCAUUUCUACUGUGGGAGUCCCUCCUCUUUGGAGUGAUCAGUUCCAGUCAAACCCCAAAAAAGCUGUUUGGGGAGAUCACAUCUCCCAGUUAUCCCAAGCCAUACCCCAACAACAACAUCAGCAGCUGGGACAUCGUGGUACCAAAGGGCUUUGUGGUGAAGCUGACCUUCUGGCAGUUUGACCUGGAGCCAUCUGAGUCCUGCUUCUAUGACUACGUCAAGAUCACUGCAGACAAGAAGGAUCUGGGCCGGUACUGUGGCCAGCCAGGCUCAGCCAAGGGCAACCACCCAGGAACCAGGGAAUUUGUGUCCAAGGGGAACCAGAUGAGGCUGAAGUUCCAGUCUGACUUUUCCAAUGAAGAGAAUGGCACCCUCAUCCCCUACAAAGGAUUCUUGGCCUAUUACCAAGCAGUGGAUCUGGAUGAAUGCACCCAUGGUAAUGCCGUUGAGGAAGAAGAGGGUCCUCAGUGCCAGCACACCUGCCACAACUACAUUGGUGGCUACUUCUGCUCCUGCCAUCCUGGUUACCAGCUCCAGAAAGAUCAGCACUCCUGCAAAGUGGAGUGCAGCAAUGAGCUGUUCACAGAGGCAUCAGGAUACCUGUCAAGCCCAGAGUACCCUGAGCCAUAUCCCGCAGAGCUGCAGUGCAAAUACAGCAUCCGCCUGGACAAAGGUCUGAGCAUCACCCUCAAGUUCUUGGAGCCCUUUGAUAUUGAUGAACACCAGCAGGUCCAUUGCCCCUAUGACCAGCUCAAGGUCCAAGCAGGAGGAAGACUGCUUAAAGAGUUCUGUGGUAAGGUGUCACCUGGCAUCAUUGACACGAACAGCAACGAAGUGGACAUUUUGUUCUUCACGGAUGAGUCGGGGUUCAGUCGUGGCUGGAAGAUCCACUAUAGCUCAGAAAGAAUCCGGUGCCCCCAGCCUGUACCACGGGAUGAGUUCACAGUCAUCAAAAAUCCUCAGCCCGUCUACCAAUUUCGUGAUUAUUUCAUUGUUAGCUGCCAGAAAGGUUACAGACUCACAGAGAGUGGCCAGAAGCUGGCAUCCUUCACUGCUGUCUGCCAGGAUGAUGGGACAUGGCAUCGACCCAUGCCACAGUGUGAAAUUGUGAACUGUGGUGACCCCAAACUUCUAAACAAUGGACAUUUCAAUUAUGUCAGCAAACCUGGGAACAACGAAUACCAAUCAGCAAUCACAUACCACUGCAAGAAGCCUUAUUACCACCUGGUCACCAAAGGCAGAAGCGAUACCUAUACCUGCUCUGCCCAGGGUUCCUGGGAGAACCAAGAUGGCCAUGUGGACAUUCCAGCAUGUUUACCAGUGUGUGGGAAACCAGACAAUCCUGUCACUUCAAUCCAGCGGAUCGUUGGUGGCAGCAGGGCAAACCCAGGAAACUUCCCGUGGCAGGCAAAAACACUCAUCCAUGGCCUCGGGGGUGGGGCUCUGCUGGGUGACCGCUGGAUCCUGACAGCCGCCCAUACCAUCUACCCCAAGAACAAAGAACAAGGAAUGGAGGCAAUUGGGAGAGAUGGCGAGGCUCUACUGACUGGGGAUGAGGAGGUGUACCUUGGACACACGAAUGUGACUGAGAUCCUUAAGCUGGGUAACCGACCUGUCCGCAAGAUAUUUGUGCACCCAGGCUACAAACCUGGCAACAGCCACAAUUUUGAUGGGGACAUUGCACUGCUUGAACUGAAGGAGCCAGUGAAGCUGGGGCGCGACGUGUUGCCCAUUUGCCUCCCAGAUAUUAAAAACAACACCUUCUACACCACGGGGUACAUGGGGUAUGUAAGUGGCUUUGGAGUGGAAAAGAACAUUCUUCCAGACCAUCUGAAAUAUGUAGCACUACCAGUGGCUGACCAGACAAUCUGUCAACAAUGGUUGCAGAAUAAUAACAAAAAGACCAUGAAUAAGACCAUGGUGUUCUCUGAAAAUAUGUUCUGUGCUGGCUCACCCUCUGCAAAUAAAGACACUUGCCAGGGAGACAGUGGGAGUGUCUUCACUGUGCUGGAUCCAGAAAGUGAGCGCUGGAUUGCUACUGGUAUUGUCUCUUGGGGUAUUGACUGUGCUAAGGGCUAUGGCUUCUACACCAAGAUCAUCAACUACCUAGACUGGAUCAAAAAAAUAACAGGAGAGAAGACACUCUGAAUGCCAGAAAUUGUCUGAAAGCUUAGCGAUAUCAUGUAGACUUCCUAACACCAGCACAUUCUUUGUUGAAACUUUGAUGAUGUCAUUAAAUCUUCUCAACACUGCUGUCCCAUUGGCUGAAACCUUGAAGACGCCAUAAAAAUUUCUGAGGUCACUGCAUCAUUGCCUGAAUUUUGGUGACAUUAUCAAAGGUUCAUAAUUGUGCUCUGCUAUUGACUAAAGCCUUGCUGAUAUUCUAAAGCUUCCAAAUGUAAGCCUUGAUAACAUCAGGAAGCCUUGGGUAAUCCAACAUUCAAUUGCCUGAAAUUUUGAUAAUGUCAUAAGACUUCUGCAAUCUGUUACACUGUUGUUUAAGAUGCUUGCAAUGUGGUACCCUGUUCUGGAUGAUGCUGCACUUGGAGUUGAGUGCAGUUUGUUGUAUGCAUCCCCAGGUUCUAUCAACAUUAAAAUCACUGCUACCAGAACAAGA
Molecule: messenger RNA, 4334 nt
Organism: Alligator mississippiensis (American alligator)
Lineage: Eukaryota; Metazoa; Chordata; Crocodylia; Alligatoridae
Gene: C1R
Product: complement C1r
Exons: 11
Coding region: 1709-3865 (718 amino acids)
Biological process (GO): complement activation; zymogen activation
Cellular component (GO): blood microparticle; extracellular region
Molecular function (GO): calcium ion binding; serine-type endopeptidase activity
Source: RefSeq, a predicted model, not a curated record